Molecule: messenger RNA, 1317 nt
Organism: Botrytis fragariae
Lineage: Eukaryota; Fungi; Ascomycota; Leotiomycetes; Helotiales; Sclerotiniaceae
Product: putative peptidase m14 protein
Exons: 2
Coding region: 1-1317 (438 amino acids)
Biological process (GO): proteolysis
Molecular function (GO): zinc ion binding; metallocarboxypeptidase activity
Source: RefSeq, a predicted model, not a curated record
AUGAAGCUCACAUCAUUGUAUUACAUCGCGGCUCUCGCUCCCAUUUUUUCUCAGGGAUGUCUUCUCCCAGAAGAACGGGAAGGAAAACCAAGAGUCGUUCGUCGUCAAACUAGUAACGGCGUACCAAUCGGAACUGGUGAUCGCUACAGCGCUGGUACUAUUGCACCACGAGGUGUGGGAUCUCAAACCACCACUUUUACCACACUCUUGAACGUCAACGAGAUCUCAAGUGGACUCAAAGCUCUUGCGACUGUAUACGGUAUCACCACUUUCACCACCCCAUACAAAACAUAUAAUGGUGCUUCCAUUACUGGCGCUAAAGUUGGAGGUAAUGGAACAUGUGAUGAUGCAAUUCGCGUGUAUUUGAAUGCAGCGAUUCACGCAAGAGAGCGAGGUUCUUCUGAUGGCUUGUUGUUCUUUAUUAGUGAUCUCUUGUAUGCAAACAAGAAUGGUCUCGGUUUGAAAUUCGGUUCAAAGUCUUAUACCAAUGCUCAGGUGAAGACUGCCUUAUCGACAGGAAUUGUGUUUAUUCCGCUUAGUAACCCUGAUGGUGUUGCUUAUGAUCAGUCCACCAACAGCUGCUGGCGUAAGAACCGAAACCCAGCAUCGGGAACUGGUACUUCUGCUGGUGUGGAUUUGAACCGUAACUUUGACUUUGUAUGGGAUUUGACCAAGUGGGCUUCAAGCGUUCGAAGUGAUGUUGCAUCUUCCAGUCCUUCUUCUGAAGUGUUUCAUGGUACCGCCGCUUUCUCAGAACCAGAAACCAAAAGCAUCAAAUGGGUAAUGGACACCUACUCCAAAGUUCGCUGGUUCAUCGAUCUUCACUCUUACACCGGUGACGUUCUCUACUCCUGGGGAAGUGACACAAACCAAGCCUCCUACCCCACCAUGAAUUUCCUCAACACGGCCUAUAACUCAGUCCGCGGAAUCGUAUCUGAUACUCCUGGUUCUGGUUCCGGCUACGGUGAAUACUCACCUACAGCCGAAGCUACCGCGAACAAAGCUGCUGCUACAAAGAUCGGUGCAGGUAUGAGUGCCGCUGCUGGACGCACAUACUCUGUUAUCCCAGCUGCGGCAUUAUAUCCAACUAGCGGCGCUAGUGAUGAUUAUUCUUACUCCAGACAUUUUGCUGAUACGACCAAGAAUCUUAUCCAUGGUUAUACUAUUGAAUUUGGAUUUGGAAACUCGGCAUCUAGUUGUCCAUUUUACCCCACCCAAGCUCAGCAUAACUACAAUUUGCAAGAGAUUGGAGCUGGUUACAUGGAGUUUUUGCUUGCUGCUGUUAGCUUGGGAUUGGGUGACGCUACGACUUGCUAG